AUGGAUGAGGUCGGUCUCCGAGGUCACGCGAUCGCGUCAGUCAGCGUCAUGCUCUCUUCUGCUCCUCGCUUACUCACCCAUUCCAUCCGCUCAAAGCCCUUAUAUACCUCGUCUUGCGCCAACGUCCUCCGAACAAGCUCAAUCUCGCCCAGAAUCAACCACCCUUUCCGCCGCUACUCAUCCAGAACCAUGUCCGCUCAGGAGAUCACCGAAGUGCGCACCACCAUGUCUCUCGCGUCGCGCUAUCCCACUAACAGCGCAUUGGGAGCACAGAACGAAAUCGGCUCACACAAGAUCACGAUCUUCACCCGCUCCUGGUGUCCGUACUGCCGCGCCGUGACCUCCCUCUUCUCGUCAGAGUUCCCCGAGGAAGCGCCGCACAUCGUCGAGCUCGAGUCUCGCAGCGACGGAGAUGCGAUCCAGAGCUACCUCGCCCAGAAGACCGGCCAGACGUCGGUUCCCAACGUCUUCAUCAACGGGAAGCAGAUUGGCGGCAACGACAAGACCCAGGCUCUGUUCCGCUCCGGCGAACUGUCCCAAUUGUUGAGCGCGUAGACGUAUGCGUAUAAUACCUAGAUAGACUGGCUUCGAAUGUACAUCUUGUGAACCAACUGCUCUGUGACACACCAUCAAGGCUCAGACCGAUAUAAACCCUUACGACGAUCACCGUGAGCUGUCGGC
This is a messenger RNA of Mycena citricolor, 681 nucleotides long. Lineage: Eukaryota; Fungi; Basidiomycota; Agaricomycetes; Agaricales; Mycenaceae. The record is from the annotation of a GenBank genome assembly.